This is a messenger RNA of Acanthopagrus latus (yellowfin seabream), 3386 nucleotides long. It is a transcript of the gene ccnyl1, whose product is annotated as cyclin Y-like 1. Lineage: Eukaryota; Metazoa; Chordata; Actinopteri; Spariformes; Sparidae. The transcript is spliced from 10 exons. Gene Ontology annotation, biological process: regulation of cyclin-dependent protein serine/threonine kinase activity; regulation of canonical Wnt signaling pathway. The coding region runs from base 861 to 1898 and encodes 345 amino acids. Gene Ontology annotation, molecular function: protein kinase binding; cyclin-dependent protein serine/threonine kinase activator activity. Gene Ontology annotation, cellular component: plasma membrane. The record is from RefSeq and is a predicted model, not a curated record.
GUGCCAAGUUGUGCCAUUUGUGAGCUCCUUAACAGACGGCGGCGGUGGCUGGGAGUACAUCCAACACAAGUCGGCACUGAUGGGGGAGUCCGGGCCAGCUAUCAGAGUUGCUUGUUUAAUUAGGAACAGGGAUAAGGCCUGGUCAAUCUGACUUCAGUGAGAACUUUUUCGCUACGGUCUUGGAUUUUCCCCUUUUUACCUCGGGUUUCCUACUGGAGGCCACAGAAACCUCGGGCUGGAUUGGGCUAACGUUAUACACUGAUCCGAGUGCGAGAAGACAACUGUGGGCUUGUUUGUGAAGUCUCAUGAAAUGUAUUUCCCAGUAGUUGGCGGUUUGAGGUCAUAACAUGUUUAUUUUGUAGAGUCGGUUGUGUUUACACGAUUGCAAAAGGUGGAAUCAAGGUGGACUAGAAAAAAGUUAAUGAGACAAGCUAACUUGUUAGCUAGCUUGCUAUGACGCUAGUUAGCUAGCUACCUAGCAGCGAAACUCUAGCAUGUUGAAUGAAUGAAUGAAUGAAUGAAUGAAUUGGCGACCACCUGCAUUUAAGUGCUUCCUGUUAUUACAGUAACACGUCGAAUAUUGUAUAAGACAACACUUCAUUUUCUACAACAGAGCGAGCCUGUCUGGCUAACUCCUCUCUGACUGUUACACUAAGCCGCAUACCCACAAAUGGACAGGAAUGCGAUUCCUGGGAGUUGGCGGACAGCGGCGAUUUAGCACUCAACCAUAGUGUUGUGUUAUUACCGACUGUAGCGUGGUAAUGUUUGUGUGGCUAGGGGGAGCUAACUUUAGCUAGCUAGAAAUAUUUGCACUACUUGGUCUUGGCUGCUACGGUGUGAAGCUUACGCCCGGCUUCGGAAUGGGGAACACGGUGUCAUGCUGCGUCUCGCCCGAGUCGAGUCCCAAACUACCCUCGAGACAACCGGUAGAGCGGCUCGAGGAGUUCCAGACCAGCACCGAAGUGAGCGAUGAUAACACCGUGCCCUACCUGCAGCACAUCAGCGACAGAGAGGUCCCUGACGAACUGGCCCUGGAGUCUAACCCAUCGGACCACGCCCGAGCAAGCACCAUCUUCCUGAGCAAGUCCCAGACAGACGUGCGAGACAAGAGGAAAAGCAACCACAUAAAUCAUAUCAGCCAUGUAUCUCCUGGUCCGAUGUCAAAGAAAUACAGCUCCUGUUCAACAAUCUUCAUUGACGACAACACCGUCAGCCAGCCAAACCUCAAAAGCACAAUCAAAUGUGUCACGUUAGCAAUAUACUACCACAUCAAAAACAGGGACUCGGGCAAGUCGCUGGAUAUCUUUGAUGAGAAGUUGCACCCCUUAUCAAGAGAGCCAGUACCCGAUGACUACUCCCGCGUUGACCCAGAACACAAAGUGAUCUACCGCUUCGUCAGAACACUCUUCAGCGCGGCACAGCUCACUGCAGAAUGUGCCAUUGUCACUCUAGUGUAUUUGGAACGCCUGCUAACGUAUGCUGAGCUUGAUAUCUGCCCUGCCAACUGGAAGCGCAUUGUCUUGGGAGCCAUCUUGUUGGCCUCUAAAGUCUGGGAUGACCAGGCUGUGUGGAAUGUCGACUACUGCCAGAUCCUUAAAGACAUCACUGUGGAGGACAUGAACGAGAUGGAGCGCCACUUCCUGGAACUUCUUCAGUUUAAUAUCAAUGUGCCAGCCAGUGUCUAUGCCAAGUAUUACUUUGAUCUGCGGCAGCUGGCUGAUGACAACAACCUCAACUUCCCUCUGGAACCUCUCAACAACCAGCGCGCCCAGAAACUGGAGGCCAUUUCAAGACUAUGUGAGGACAAGUACAAGGACCUGAGUCGAGCAGCGAUUAGACGAUCCUUCAGUGCCGACAACCUGAUAGGUAUACGACACUACAACGCUGUGCUGUCAUAGGUCAGGCUGCUGCCGUCUGGUUUCCAAAGCCAAGCUAACCCGCAGCCAGCUCCGGACAGUCACUUCACAGGGUCAACGCAUCCACACCAGGCGGGAUUCAGCCUUGAGAUGCUACAGUACGACCUGACCAAACAGUAGUUUGACUGUAGAGCUGCGUGAUUCUCAAAUUAAACGUGAAAUUGAGGUGUUUAUCUAAACCUUCCCCACACAACUUGUUACAAACCCCUUAUUUAUUUCUUACUUGUCCUUUAUUUCCACAAGAAAGUGUUAACGAGGAAUUGCUCGACCGCAGUCAUAUCUAAGGGAUCGCAUAUGUAUUGUAACAGUGCAGCCUUGAAGGGUAAUGCUGGUGUUAUUCUAGAUUUUUAGUUGUUACCAAAUCCCACAAAAAUGAUUGAAAUCAAGAAUUUUUAAAUCCCUCGGUCUGUGCUGAAAUGCCUACACUGUUUUACUGUAAAUCAUAUAGUGCAUCACAUAUCAAUUCAUUUCUUAGUAAGUCCAUAUCAAACAUCACUCAAACAGGAGGUAGUGUUUUCGUCUUGGACUAUUUUAGUGGUGGAUCACUACACAUAUGCUAGUGGGUAGUUACUACAGGAUGUGUGGGAGUGACUUAAAAUAAACAGGACACUACAACAGUGUCUGUGUGUGUUGGUAGGAAUGAAGGCACAUGGCAGCCAGGUGCUCACUGAUGUGUUUUUAAUAGUUGACGCUCCACAACAGAGUGUUAUGAUGAAUCAGGCUUUGGUUACACAGACUAUAGUUGUUCGUGGGGUCAAUUUAUAGUAGGAAUCAUAUAGUUUCAUGGGAUUUGUUAAAAAUCAGAAAAUAUAGAAUAUCAGCAGACAUAUUCUUUUAGGCACGUCGCAUCAAAUGCAAAAGCAGUUCCUUGUCAAUUAAAGUUAAUACUGAAAGUAACUUUUAAGAGGGUAAAAAAGACUUCCUGUUUACUGUUCUGUACAGUGGUGCUGGAUUCUGUUUGAGUAAUCCACACAUUUGAAUUUGGAUGGAGCAUACGGCCUGUCUCAGAUCACAGACUAUUGAACAAUUCCACAGGAGUGGACUCCAGUAAACAAACCUCCAAUCAGUUGUUACGUGUCUGCAUAUGAACCAGUGCCAAUCUGGGGUCAGUUUCACUUUUCAGAUAUACUCAGGUGGUCACUGCUAUGGAAUGGAUGGCUCGAUACGGCAGUUGUGUUGACAUAAUGACAAAGUUCGGUUGGGUCCACACUGUCCAGCCUCUGUAUUCUCCUCAAAUUCUGCCAUCCUGACCGCUUCAAAGAACCCGUCAACGGAUGCUUGUCCCAGGCCCCGAGCAGAGCUGUCGAGCAAACUACAUAGAUACUGAGGGGGAAAAGAGACUGAUGGAUAUUCCCCUCCUUUUUGCUUACUAUGUAGGCUACUAGCUGUGAAAUUUAUCUUUGUUUUUAAUUGAAACAAACAUUUGCAGAUGGAGUAUUUUAAAUAAACACUAAUCAUGUAACAAAGAUA